AAACCAUCGAGGGGGCGCCUAUCCUUGGCCGACGCUGAGCACCGAACUGAAGGCCGCCACACUCCGGCUACGUGGUGGUGACGCUGUUGAUGAAUGCUCGGAAAGGAGUUUGUUUGCCUUCCCGGGAGAGGUACUGGAGCAUGUGGAGAUGAACAUGACCAGCUUCAGUGUGGGGUCUUCUUUCACCAUCAGCUGCAAGAACCGAGCACUGGUCCUUCCAACCGAGAGGACUCUGAGUUCGGGCCUCUCCAACUCCGUGACGUUCACCUGCGCCAAAGAGAAUGCCGACGCACAGGCAGCCAUGGACGACUGGCCUCUGCUGACUGGCAACCCCUGCAUUGAGCCAUGUCCGGAUGGUUACACACUGUACCUGGGGACCUACCAGUUCGGGGGCGCCCAGCAGGGUCGGACGACGUGCAUCAAUUCCAGCCCCAGCUCGGGCGUCAACGGGCUGGUGGCGGCGGCCAAAGCCUGUGGCGACGCCGAUGAGCAGCUCGCAGACCCGCAGCAGAAGUACAUCAUGAACGUGCAGACAUACCCCGACAGUGGGAGAGUCAGUUACUUCAGUGCCAGGAUGGAAAAGGUUAAGACAGUAGAUGCAGUUAACCCAGGUACGAACUGCCUGCUUGCAAGAUACGAUGCAGAGGAUCAGAACCCGAUAGACGAGGCCUCAGCUUGCAACAGAGAUGCCGAAGGGAACCUUGCUAAUCAUCGCUACUUUUGCAUGACCAAUACCGGCUGCCCGGACGGAGAGCUCUUCCACAAGGGCUUCUGCAUCAAGAUGGUGGCGGAUGCGACGGCGUCCAACCACGAGGAGGUGUGCGGCGAAUUUCGCAGCUCACCCGCCGCGUACACGCCAGAGCUCGGCAACACCGUGGCGCGGCAGCUGUCCGGGUCGUAUCCCGACCUACAGCCCAUGGUCGGCGUGUACAAGCGCGGCGGACAGUUUUGGAGGCCGGGUGGCGUGGCGUUGAACGAGUCGGAUUUUGAGGACGGGCUGGGCUCGGCGCGGCAGCGGUGCGCGGCCCUGUCCGCCAGCAACCCGGCACUGCUGACGGCUGUCUCCUGCGUAGAGAGCGACAUUCAACGCGGCGUCCUCUGCCAGACCCCCGGAUACGUCAUCGAAGCGACACCCCGCUGCUCUCUGGAGUAUGAGCAGCUGGUGGGCGCGGCCGCAGACGGCGCCGUGCCGCCGGCGGUACAGCGCGUGUCGUCGCUGUACAGCAGUCGUAUUGAGCCGACCAUGCAAGGAGACCAAGUGACGCUGACCUGCCCGGAGGGCUUCAGUCUGCACACCCCCGAAGGGUCACACUCGAUGGUGUACACCUGCACCGGACUGAAGCGCGAGUGGGUGCCGGAGGUCGACUUGCCGGAGGGAGUCAGCGAGGUCGCGCCGGCUCUAUGCGUGCUCGCAUGCCGCCUGCCGGACGCCACGCAGAAGCCCGCCAACAGUGAGAUGGAGCAGAGCGGCAUCCGGCUGACGCACACGUGCAACGCGCAGCUGUUGACGGCCGACGGCAAGCAGGUGCAGGAGCAGGUGUGCGACCACACCACCAGCCAGUGGAGCCCGCCCUCCGACCAGCUGAAGGACUGUGACCAUUGUACGGGGUCGCCGGUGGUGCCUAACGCGGAGAACACAUUCACGAGCAACUGGGAGACGGAUCUAAACUCGUCCAAAGCACUGAACACCACCGUCACGUACGCCUGCAACGGCAUCUUGACGACGGCAAACGGCAGCACGGAGCAGUGGCAGUCGUGCACCGCGCGUGGAUGGGUCGGGGACGUGGCCGAGUGCUCCGAGUGCCAGCCCUGGGACGACAGCGACCCGCUGGUCGUGGUCUCCGUCUCCGACGCGCCGGGCUUCGGCCGGACGACGAAUUUGAGCUGCGUGGAGGGCCUCCGCCUGGCCAGCGGGUCCAGCAGCGAGAUGGCCGUAUGCACGCCGGACGGCUGGAGCACCUGUGAGGACAACUUCAACUGCACACACUGCGCCGGCACGCCGCCGAACGUCACCGGUCAGGCGCUGGUGACCUCGGACUGGGACGGCAGCUCGGCCGAGCUCGGCACCUCCGUCACCUUCACCUGCGCCGCUGGCCUGGCCACGGCCACCGGCGACACGGUGCAGCACUCUAUCUGCAGUGCGAGCGGCGGCUGGGGCACCGAUCUGCUGCCCUGCACCUACUGCGCGCCGCGGGCGCCCAUCAGCACGUGGGGCGGCACGCUGACGUGGGACUACAAUGGCACGAACACGCUCGACACGGUGGUCACGCUGACCUGUAACGCGGGCAUGGCGACGCCGGACACGCUGCGGACUGAGCAGACCACCGUGUGCGGCGUGGGCGGCUGGAACGUGACGGGUCUGCGGGCCUGCUCUGUGUGCACAGAGGAGCCUCCGGCGCCGGCCGCUUCCAUGAAGAACAUCUCCUGGACGCAGGGCGUGGACGAGGUCACGUACGAGUGUCUGGACGCGUUCCAGCUGCCAUGGAACUUGACUUCGAGACCACCUGCACGCACCAUCGGCACGUGA
Messenger RNA from Pollicipes pollicipes, 2527 nucleotides. RefSeq lists its product as uncharacterized. The record is from RefSeq and is a predicted model, not a curated record. The transcript is spliced from 16 exons. NCBI's taxonomy places the organism in Eukaryota, Metazoa, Arthropoda, Thecostraca, Pollicipedomorpha, Pollicipedidae. Bases 149 to 2527 code for a protein of 792 amino acids.